Molecule: messenger RNA, 2246 nt
Organism: Boleophthalmus pectinirostris (great blue-spotted mudskipper)
Lineage: Eukaryota; Metazoa; Chordata; Actinopteri; Gobiiformes; Gobiidae
Gene: mogat3a
Product: monoacylglycerol O-acyltransferase 3a
Exons: 9
Coding region: 169-1119 (316 amino acids)
Biological process (GO): triglyceride biosynthetic process
Cellular component (GO): endoplasmic reticulum membrane
Molecular function (GO): diacylglycerol O-acyltransferase activity
Source: RefSeq, a predicted model, not a curated record
UUGUUGAUGAAGUUAACGGAGUUUCUCUCGAGUCCUGCCCAUGGUCCAGCCACGAUUCUCCACAAACGGAGCUAGAGCUGAGUAAAGGCUCAGAGAGGAACAGGACCAUCUGCACACUCAGCGGCUCCUCCGCCCUUAUCAAGCCGUCCGCAGUGCGUCUCCGGCGGCAUGAGGCUCGAGUUUGCGCCGCUGAAUAUCCCGCUGCGGAGGAGGCUGCAGACCACCGCCGUGCUGCAAUGGGUCUUCUCCUUCAUAGCACUGGCCCAGUGCUGCCUAGCGGGUUUCGUGCUGCUGCUGCUCUCUGAUUGGUGGCUCUUAGCGGCCCUUUAUGCUGGUUGGCUGUGGCUCGACUGGGACACACCCGUCAGUGGGGGGCGCCGUUGGGAGUGGUUGCGGCAGUCGUCUCUGUGGGGCCUUUUCAGGGACUACUUUCCCCUCAAGCUGGUAAAAACUGUGGACUUGGACCCCAAAAACAACUACAUCUUUGGAUUCCACCCUCACGGUGUUCUUGUGGCUGGAGCGUUUGGGAACUUCUGCACAGAAGCAACUGGUUUCUCUGAGCAGUUUCCUGGACUCACACCUCACCUCCUCAUGCUCCCAUUCUGGUUCAGGGUCCCACUGUUCAGGGACUACAUUAUGUGUGGAGGCCUGGUUUCCAGUUGUAAGGCGAGUCUGUCCCACCUGCUGAGCCGCUCGGGGGGAGGGAACGUGGCGGUGAUCGCAGUGGGCGGAGCUCCAGAGGCUUUAGAUGCUCGACCCGGAGCCCUCACUCUUCAGGUGAAGAACAGAAAAGGAUUCAUCAAAAUGGCUCUGAAGCAUGGAGCUCACCUCGUGCCAGUUUUCUCUUUUGGUGAAAAUGAACUUUAUGACCAAAUGGAAAACCCCAGUGGAUCCACCUUGAGGCGUGUCCAGAACCGGUUGCAAAGCAUCAUGGGAUUGGCACUGCCGUUGUUCCAUGCCAGAGGAGUGUUUCAGUACAGCUUCGGCCUGAUGCCUUACAGGAAACCCAUAAACACCAUCGGUCAGUCACUGAGCCUGGACCAGGAGGACUACACUAGGAGGACUAAACUUGAUUGGAGGUCCUAUCCCUGUAAAGUCCAAACCAAGUCCCACAAAUGAAGACAUCGAGUCUCUACAUGAGCAGUACCUGCAGAACCUCACAGAUCUGUUUGAAACCCACAAAACUGAAUACGGAUACAGCAAAGACCAGCACUUAAACUUCACCUAGAAUCUGUGUCAAAACCAUGGACUCAACAGGGUCUAAAGCAGGACUAAACCAGGGCCAAAGCUGCUCCAAACAAGUGCUACAUUAUGAUAAAAACCAGGUACAGUAUUAACAAUGGCAGUGUUUACACAUAAUCUGAUUUAUGGAGUUAUCAGAUUACAGAAAUGUCAUGUGAACUGUAAUUUGAUUUCUUUCUGAUUGUUUACACUUUCACAGGUUUUGCUAAGUAAAAAUUAUGCAAAAAAGGGCAAGUUCAAAACCUAUUGUACUAGGACUAAAUCAGGUUCAGGACUAAGUUUAAAUAAGGAACCCAGCAGGAAUAAAACUUGAAAUAAUCAAGUUUAAAAAGGACUAAACCACAUUACAAAAGGAAUCAGGACUGUACAUUAUAGGACUAAACCAGGAUUUAAGCAGGUUUAAAGGUACAAUAUUUAACUUUUUUGUCUAGAAAAGUUACUUAGUGCAACUUUAAAAAAAAAAAAAAAGAAACGGUGAGUAACCCAGAUCGGAAAUAUGAAUAAUCCUGUUCUAAACCACGCCUACAUCCGGACUGAAUUAGGUAUAAAGUAGUCUAUUGUUGGACUAAACCAGAACUGAAACCAGAACAAAAAACUGCUUAAAUCAUGUAUACAGUAGAUUCAAAUGAGUAAUAAGGCAGGAAUAAAUUAAUCAAAUCUAAAAGAGGAUUACGUUUGACCUGAACGAGGUAUAAAAACAAUAAUCCAGCAAUCACCAAACUAGGACUGAACCAGGACUAAAGCAGCUCUAGUCCAGGUCUGAAUCAGGGAUUUUCUACAAUAUUGCCAAAGCGAGAAAGUGAAAAUGUUUACUCAAAAUUUGCCUUCUUCCAUAUCCUGUAUUUUCAUAAGAAUGCUAUAAAAAUAAAUCCACAAAAAUAUAUAUAGCCUUGUGCUAUGUCAGGAGUGCAUGAAUAUGUGAAAUUAAUAUAAAUAAACAUAGGAAGCUCCUCUGUAUUUGUCAAUGUGUUUAAAUUAAUAAAACACAUGUGAACAGAUCAAAA